Cylicocyclus nassatus is the source of this 276-nucleotide messenger RNA. The record is from the annotation of a GenBank genome assembly. NCBI's taxonomy places the organism in Eukaryota, Metazoa, Nematoda, Chromadorea, Rhabditida, Strongylidae.
AUGAACUUCGGGAAUCCAACAAAUCGAUGUUUCACUCUAUUAAUAGAACCAAAAUUUGCUCCUUUCUAUUAUCGAUCAGAACAGCCGCAUGCUUUUUUUGAGUCAGGAGGUUGUGCCAAGGCUCGUUUGAGGAUCUUAUUUGAAGUGGUUGAAUUACAAGAUUUGAUUCAUUCCAAUGCAUAUUUUUCGCAAGAUCGUCCGCAAACUUCGAUAUCAAUCGCUCCCUCCCAUCCAUCUUCAUUAAUUCAGGGAAAAAAAUUCGACAGACGCUCUUAA